Molecule: messenger RNA, 602 nt
Organism: Schistocerca nitens (vagrant locust)
Lineage: Eukaryota; Metazoa; Arthropoda; Insecta; Orthoptera; Acrididae
Exons: 3
Coding region: 12-602 (196 amino acids)
Biological process (GO): G protein-coupled receptor signaling pathway
Cellular component (GO): plasma membrane
Molecular function (GO): G protein-coupled receptor activity
Source: RefSeq, a predicted model, not a curated record
GCCUCGUCUACAUGAGCUCGGUGUUCUCGUUCCUGAGCGUCUGGCUGAUCGUGGCGUUCACGGUGGAGCGCUUCAUCGCCGUGCAGUACCCGCUGCACCGGCCGCGCGUCUGCACAGUGUCGCGCGCCAAGACCAUCGUGCUGGGGCUGGUCGGCGUCGCGCUGCCCUCGCACAUCUACAGCUUCUGGACGGCAGGGCUGGUGCAGCAAGAUGACGGGACCGUCGUGUGUGAAAUGCUGCCGGAGUACCACGAGAUCAUGCGCGCCAUCAACAUCGUGGACAGCCUGGUCACGCUGAUCCUGCCUGUGCUGCUCAUUAUCUUCAUGAACGCGAUGAUAACGCGCAAGCUGGUACACUUCGGCCGGCGCUUCCGCCAGCAGUCGUCCUCUGGGACGGACGCCAGCCGCUCCGUGGAGGGAGUGGCGAUGGUGGGCUCCAACCGGGGAGCGGCCAGCGGUGGCAGUCGUCAGCGACUAUUUGAUGCUGAAAGGGCUGUGGAAGCCACCACUAAAGAGUCCAGAGUUAGGAAGAGGCUCCUGAAGAAGUCUACAGAGGAUAAAGAAACAGCUGGCCAGCAAGAUUAUACUGUUGGAAUGUUCUGA